UCAAUUGGUGGACGUCGGAAGUCUAAUCGUCUUGAGGUGAGGCUACUUUGGCUACUGCUGCUGCGAGAUAUUCGCCGCCGCGAAUUUAAUCCUCGAGGAAAUCUGUGAAUUUCGUCGUUAAGCAAACUAAGGCCAAUAAAGCCUCGGCAGACACAAACGAACCUUCAGCAGUAUAGACCGCCGACUCCCGGCGACCGACCGCUUCUCUUGUCUCUCUCUUCGUUGAUUCACGAUCGAACUAAGAGCUGCUCUUAUGACAUCCGGCAAGGAACCUACUAUGGGGGAGCAGCCGAUCUUCACGUGCAAAGCACAUGUUUUUCAUAUUGAUCCAAAAACAAAACGAUCAUGGGUUUCUGCAUCUACAGCAGCAGUUUCUGUAUCAUUUUUUUAUGACUCCACGCGUAGCCUUUACAGAAUAAUCUCUGUAGAAGGCAGCAAGGCUGUCAUAAAUAGUACAAUCACUCCUAUGAUGACUUUUACAAAGACUUCACAAAAAUUUGGACAAUGGUCUGACGUUAGAGCUAAUACUGUUUAUGGCUUGGGAUUUUCAUCUGAGAGUGAGCUACAAAAGUUCAUUGAAAAAUUCAAUGAAGUUAAAGAAGCAACAAAAUUAGCUGGAUCUAAAAUUCAGACAAAUAGUUCUUCUGUUACUCCUGCUACAAGUGCUAAUGUUAGUCCAAUCACAACUCGAUCAGGCAUGCCUUCAUCGGAUCAAGAUCUCAUUGAUCCUCCAAAUUCAUCAAUGAUGAACUCAAAUAUCUCUACUUCUAAUAAUCAAAAUCCAAAUGCCAAUACAAUCUCAGCUCAAAACAGCAUUUCCUCGGUGAGUGGUAGCCCUCUUCCUGGCAAAGUGGAGGAUGAUUAUAAAAGUAUAGUUCAUUCAAGAUCUCAAAGUAUUUCUCAAAGUACCACUGACAGUCCUCAACAUCAAGGAAAAGCUCAACAACAAUACAACUUAAAUAUUAGCAGUGCUGGUCAAACAGAGAUGCAACAACUCAAACAUGAAAAUGAAAAACUCAAAAUGGCACUUGCACAGAGUUCAGCAAAUGCUAAAAAGUGGGAGAUUGAACUGACAACAUUGAAAACAAAUAAUGCUAGACUGACAAGUGCACUUCAAGAAUCUACUGCUAAUGUUGACGAAUGGAAGAGGCAGCUACAGCUCUAUAAAGAAGAAAAUGCGAGAGUAAAAGCUAAAUAUGCUGAUUUGGAAGCAGGCAAGAUAGCAGAAGGUAACUGUGAGGCCUUGAGGUUAAGAGUGGAAGCUCUGGAAAACGAAUUAAGGACAAGGAAUGACGAAAUCAAAGCUCUUACCAUGGCAACCAAAAAUAAAGAUUAUACGUCUUUGCAAAAAGAGAAUUCAGAGCUUCGAGAAAUGUUGACCGUCGUUCACGAGCAAUUAGAGAUUUCUAUGAGCACUAAUAAAGUACAGAAGCAAAACUUGGAAACGUUAAACAAUCGGCUAUCAGGAUAUAUUCAAGAUUUGGUCACGGUGCAUCGAGAAAUUACUAACACAUUGCAAACUUAAAGCAGCCUUAGGUAAUUUUCCACUUACCAAUUAGAUGCAUUGCACAAUUCGGUAACGCGAUGAUCGUGCGUGUGAGACAAAUUAUGUUCAAAAAUACCUAUUGCUGUUACUUUAAAUAUUUAGAAUAUUAUUGAAAAAAUAAUUAAUUUCUCAUGUUGUAUAAUUGGUGUACGAAAUUCGUACGUAGUCAUUGACUUUUCCCUCAGUGUUUAGUUUUUAAAAUUUUCUUUUUUUCUACAAUGUUUUCUUUUUGAUUUUUAGAACUGUCUUCCAAUUAAUUAAGCAGUUUCUAGUUUUGUAACGAUUUUCCAAGUGAAAUUUAACAUAUCAUGUAUUUUCAUUUGGUCAAAUAGUACAUCGAUAGGUAUUUUUUGUUGCGCGUUGUUUUCUAUAAAUGGAAUCUCAAACUUAAUAAGAGUUAUCAUUAGCUUAUAAAAUAUGCAAUUUUUUGGGGUAGUCACAGUUUGCAUGCGUAUGUGUGUGCGUAUCUGUGUGCGUGCGUGCGUGCGUGCGUGCGUAUGUGUGAGUGCGUGUAAUUUUUUUGCGUCACAAAAUAGUGUGUAAAUAUAAGCUUACACUUUCACAUCGUUUGUCUCUCACAAUUGAUGAAAAAACAAGAUGAAUAACACGCAGCAAUUGACUAGAAUGCAGAAUUAUACGAUCGACACACAUAAUUCAUGCCAACAAAGUAGCCAAAAUUUUGAUAGUUUUGCAGUAUGAAAUAAUUGUUUUUUAAAGAAUCUAAUGUAAUCAGACUAAAAACUCAUAUGCGAAGCGUUUUCAUCUUUUCAAUUUUACACCUAAACUCUAUUAUACCUUAAUAGAGUGAAAUGAACAAUAAAACAUUAUAACUCAGGUGCAUCUAGGUAGGGGUAUUGAGACUGCUAGGUGCUAAUUAAGAUUGAUUGAGGGAUAACGAAAGUGAGGGAGAAAAAUAACUGUAACUGUGGAGAGCAAAGAUCUUAUUAUAAUGCCAUAUUAUAGAUAUUUAAAAGAAAUAAUAUUUGGUUGCAUCCUUUUCUUUGGGUAGUGUUACAAAAUUAAAAGUAGAAUGCAACAAUGUUAUUGAUGCUGCUUAGACUGAGCUAUUAACGAAAGAUAAAAUUACGUUAAUUGUUGUAUAAGUACCCAAUCAUAUUAAUUGUUUGAUAGUACGUUUUAAAAGUAUAGUGUUGAAGUCUGUAGAAAUCUUUUAAAUUGUUUCCCUAUAAUGAUUACAAAGAUCAUGCAACUGACGAACAAAAAGACAAAGAAUAAGUAAAUUUUAUGCAAUGUACAGUUUGAUAUUGCAUUGAUUGCUUUGAUAUUAUUAUGUAUCUCUCUCAAUGAAUUUUACUGUGUUAGUGAAUAUUCGUGCUGUAAUGUCGUUUUGAGUACGUACACAUUCAAUGAGCCUUAUCGUGGCAAGAAUGUUUUUAAAUGUAUCCAGGAUAUUGCUUUUUAUGCAUGUUACAAUGAAUGUCCAAGUGUACAAUAACAAACAAAAAAAGUAUAAAGUAAGUUUUAUAAUUGAUAGAUAAUCGAUAAGCAUGAUGGAUUAGUACAAGUUUUAAAUGAAAAUGAUGCUAUUCUGCGUCAAUGCACGGACCAAGAUUAAUUAGUGAAAGCAACAAAAAAACAAAGUAAAUGGCAAUUGUGGGUAAUGGCUACCAUGACAUUUUUAUUCUAGCCAGUUAUUAACUCUUAAUUGAUUUUAUUUCUGGACGUGUUAGGAUUCUCCAUUAAUCAAGCGAGUCUUUCCUUUUUUUCUUUUUCUCCAUAAUCUACAAGCUUCAAAGGAAACUCUAAGACAAUAAAUUCUGUUCCCCAGUGAACUUUUUUGCAAUGCUUUCCAUCAACUUUGUGUACCGAGAGACAUCGAUUUUUUCUUACUCCCCUUUUUACACAACACGUUGAAUUUAUAUAAUGGUUACGAUUACGCCAAGAUAUUUCUCGAAACGAAGUUGAUAGUUCCUUUGUGCUCAAAAGGCGUGCAGACACGCGUCCCACUUGAGAAUAGACUUGAAUAAUGAAAAAAAUUCUCUCUCAGCAUUUGGUUCAUCGAGGCUUUUCGAAACAUAUAUGAAUAUAUAUAUAAGGAUACUUUGUAACACUAAUGAACUAACAGCAGUAUAGUAUUAUUUAAUUGGGCAAACUGCAACAAAAAAAUGUUAAUCCCAACUUGUAAGAGCCUAAUUUAAGUUAUCCAAAGUCAAAGAUCAAAAGUAAAUAAAAAUUAAAAAAAACAUUAAUUGUAGCUUUGAUUUAAGCAAGCGUAGAAUUUGUUGAAAAAGAGAUGUAUAGAUAGAGUGCACGUUAUGUUUUUUGAAUAGGAAACGUAGGUCAAAGAAACAAAAAAGCUUUCGUAUUUAAUUAAAAUCACGUAUAGCAAUUAUAUCGUGCUCUCUGGAUUUUAAUCUCGUGUUACGCUAACAAUGCUGUUUUUUACUCAUUGUUUCGACGUAUUCAUAAAUUUGUGCGGGAGCGCGAAGAUUACUAGUUUUACGUCACGAUGUGGAUUCUCGUGGAAGUGUGACGUAAUAACAAAUCUUUUGUAAUCAAUAAAUUCCUCCACUUAUACGAGCACAAAAGAAAGGAAAAAAUGUCAACGCGAGAAAAAUGUAGAGCGUAGUAUAAUAGCAGAUAAUUUUAUCAAAUAUUUGAAAGAGGAAGGAAAAAAGGAUCCAUGAUAUUACACACUUUAGUUAACCGCGAAUUUAGAUGAAACCUUUAUACGUACCUGUCAGAUGUAUUUCUGUUGACAUAAUUAGUUGGAAGUUACUGCAGUGUUUAUAAGGAGGCAGCAGCGUUGUAAUUACGCGCGCGCGCCUCUUGCUUUCAAUGACGCCGAAAUGCCAAAAAAUUCGAUUAACUUUCUGGCUUUAACAUGCAAUUUUUGCCCUCCUUCGCCUAAUUGAUCUUUGCGAUUAAAAGCUGUAAAUUGAAUUUAGCGCGGAAAGGAAAAACACGUUCCCUUUUUAUAAGAAGGAAUAUAGAAUCGAGGUCAAGAUUACCAACACCCCCUGACCGGGAUGUACGUGUGUGUGUAUGUGUGUAAUUGUUAUAAUUAUUGCAGUUGUUCAUUUCAAUUGGGAAUGAAACGUCAAAUUACGCUUCAGCUCGAUUGUUUAUUGAACUUUCGAAGCUGUAAGCACCGACGUCCAUGUAUACACACGUAAGCUACCAUUGGCAGUCGUUGAGAUGCAAUUAAUUUUCAGUUUUGUUUCAGGGGGCUGGGAUUGUUUGGCUAGAAUGAAAGGUUUAUUUGCAGCGCGCGCGAGAGCUAGUUUACUUUUGCUUCGUAGGCGGAGUAUAUAGCGCUCUGCGCGAAAUAACGUUUCGCUUGCUCGGUCAACUUGAACUCGUAAGUAAUUUGGGGAAUGAGCUAUUACGCGGUGUGUAGCCAACAAUGCUCUACGUAUAUAUACUUUUCCUUUUGAUCUGUUUUUCAGCUGAAAUUACAUUCUCUGUUACAAUGCUCGACUGCCGCUUCUUUGUUGUGCGUCAUUUCAUACGACGGCUAUAUAACUAAUUAUGAAACUUGACUCGCUGUUGCUCGUCUAAAAAAAAAUAGAGAAAGUGAAACUUUCAAUUCGAAUAAUAAUAAUAAUGUUAAAAGAGCUAACGUUUGUUUAUUACUUCUCGAUGCUCGAUAUUGGCUUUUUAGUCUGAGCGAAAAUGGCGCUUUCGUCGAAAAUCAAUUCGGAUGGAAUUUUUUUUAUAAUCGCAUUUUUUAGAUUCUAGUGAAUAAUAAACCUCAGUUUUCCGGCGGCUAACGUGGUCAGUAUUUGUUUAAACUAAUUUUUUUUUAAACAAAUGAUUAAUAUUCGUUUUUCCGUCUCGAAAAAAAUAUUUUUCAAUUAAUUGAAUCAUUUGGAACAAAAAAGAUUGUUAUUCAUUUUCGCCUAAAGUUGAUAGUUUUCGAGUAAAAAAUUAUUAAAAAUCGUAACAAUUCGUAAUUUUUAAUGGCAAAUGACAUAUAUCUAAAUAUUCAACCUUUAUAUUUUCUAAAAAAAAUCAAAAGCCCAACGGCAAACCCCAUUUUUGGGAAUAAACAUUUAUUAAUAAUUUAAUUGAUUAAAAUUAACUAAACUCACUUUUAUUGUAUGUGACAUUGCGUCGAAGCGGUCGAUUGAGCACCCGUGCUGCAUUAUUAUAAAUGCCGCACUCGCGCGCUAUAUGUUUAUUGCUAAAAAUGGUGUUUGCCGCUGAGUUUUCGAUUGUUUUUUAGACAUUGUAGAGCAAAGUUGAAAGUUCAGAUAUAGGCCAUUGCCAUUCAAAAUUAGUUGUUUUUUACGUUGAUGGCUUUAAAAAUCGCAUAAUUGGAAUUUUUUCGAUAUUCAAUAAUUUUUUACUCGAAAACUAUCAACUUUAGAUGAAAAUGAAUAACAACCUUUUUAGUUCCAAAAGAUUCAAUUAAUUCAAAAAUAUUUUUUUCGAGGCUAAAAAAUAAAUAUUAAUCAUUUGUUUUAAAACAAUUAGUUUAAACAAAUACUGAUCAGGUUUGCUGCCAGCAAACUGAGGUUUAUUAUUUAUUAGAGUCUAUAAAACGCGAUUAAAAAAAGAAUUCCAGCCGAAUUAAUCUUCGACGAAAGCACUAAUUUCGCCCGGACUAUUUAGUUUUAGGGCCAACAUUUUUCUCUUUUCGCACUGCUGCGAGAAGUAGCUAUCUAAAUACGUACUCGCUAGAGUUAACGGUGAACGUCACGUCUCGGAAGAAGAAAAAAAGAAAAAAAAAUGAGCGAGAGAGAGAGAGAGAGAGAGAGUGAUCAUAACUUUUUUGUCAAGUUGUGCAAACAGAUGCGAAAACCAUGAGACCCAUAAACCCCUUUGAAGAUGACCGAUGAAAGAUUAAACUUUUUUAAUUACACGUGUUGAACAACGCUUUUAACGAGCAGUUGAAGCUUGCAAAAAAAAAGCGAGCCCGAGAGAAAGAGAGAAAGAAUAAGAGAGAGUAGACGAAACAAGAAAAGCUUUGAACGGGGGAGGUAAGAGAAGUUUAUCUUUAGCCUCUUUACUCGCUCGCUCGCAAGUGAUUCUUUAUCUUGUGGGGCAAGUGGUCGGGCAUUAAUUCACCAACAUGUCUUCAUCUGAAACAUAAUGGCGGUUGCAUGUUAAAGCCAAUAAAGCGCGAGAUCCGCGCGCCGUAGCAUUGUAAGAGAAGCGAUGUAAUAGUUCCUUUUUACAACAAAUAUGUAGUCGUCGCAACGAUCGAUUUCGUUGUUUUUUUUAUAUAUAUAUACAUACAUACAUAUAUACGCAUUGCUGCACGACCUUAUGAAUGCUCACUGAAGAAAAGCCGACAGGUCUGUUUAAUGUAUCUCUGCCAACCAAAAAAUAAAGCAAGAAGAAUGGGUGUCCGUAAAGUUUGCAUUUACAAAGAUCUUUUGUGUAUUUUUUCUUCUGUGCAUGCGAAACAAACAUUUUCCUGAUAACGAAUGAAUGUGUACGUGUCAAAGCAUCCAGGCUUUGUCGAGCGAGCGCGAAUCAGCAGCGAGCUUUUCUUUUUCAUGCACAUCUCCCAAUUAUCGUUUCCCACGAGAGAGAAAAGGGGCAUGUAACACAGUAGGCCCGCUUGUCCAUAUUGCAAAGCCAAAGUGUUGGCCCGCUCUACUUCCUACGGCUGUUUUUUGCACCGCGCGCGCGGGUAGUAAUUGGACGCCACUCGCCACGACGACGCUCGAGAGGCUUCUCUUUUCUUUCUCCGUUCGUCACCACAGCCAGUAGUUAGUUCAGACUUGGCGGAUAGAUCAAGAGUUUUCGUUGAGGGACAAAAGAAAAUGGCAUUGCUGCCUUUGCUUGGAUCCGAUAUAUAUCGAUGCAUUUAUCAAGUCACACGUUCGCGCACGCAAGCAGAAAUAGAAACACUUGUUUUUUAACGAAGCCUCCGACGUCUAAUUAGUGAGCGCGGGAGUCGUACUGUUCACUUCGUCCUUUUUCUUUGCCCGCAGUGUAUUUUCGUUGUUGUUAAGUGCGCGCGAAUUGUCACGAAGCUCCGUUGUACGCACACCACACACACACACAUACUCGCGCUUGCUGUACGGCAACAAAAAAAUACGACGAUACUGACUUUUAUCCUUUUACCUUCACUGCAACGUCUGUUUCUGUAUAUACGUAUGCAAGCGUGCAUAUUUAUAUAUAGGUACACGUCAGUCGAACAAAUGGUGGCCAGUUUGUGUAUGUUUUCCAAUUGUUAUUUCAUAUGUAUAGGUGCCAGAAAAAGGCGGCGCGUUUGUACAUGAUAUAUAUUACGACAUAAACAUCGCAUGAAAAAUAAAAAAAUAAAAAAGAGGAAAACAAAAUAAUUGUAUUGCGAAUGCGACGUAUGCAAAACAUGGAUAUAUGCAAUGUAGAUCAGAACACGCAUUUAUAAUUUAAUUAACUAGUCAGCGCGCAGAGAUUAAGCAAGCGAGUGAGAAAGAAAGUUGAUUAUCAUGAUCGUCAUCACUGAUAAUCAUCGUCGUCGUUAAAUUUAGAUUUUAAGAGAGACAACAAACAACAAACGACAUCACAAUUAUUGCGAUGUGUGUGUAAUUAUUACAAGUUUUAUGAUAUAUCGUCUCACAUGAACUUUUUCUUUCUUUUCUUCAAAUAAAAAUAUUGUAUUGUCUGAUUAUUUCAUUUUCUUCGCUCGUCUAAUUUAUAUAUAAUCGGCUGUUAAUAAAGAAAAUAUCGUACUUUUAGUGAUGUUAGUGAUGCUUUACUCAUUUCACACAC
Messenger RNA from Phymastichus coffea, 8221 nucleotides. It is a transcript of the gene homer, whose product is annotated as homer protein homolog 1. Gene Ontology annotation, cellular component: dendrite; cytoplasm; plasma membrane. Gene Ontology annotation, molecular function: G protein-coupled glutamate receptor binding. Gene Ontology annotation, biological process: G protein-coupled glutamate receptor signaling pathway; regulation of store-operated calcium entry. The coding region runs from base 254 to 1525 and encodes 423 amino acids. The record is from RefSeq and is a predicted model, not a curated record. The transcript is spliced from 6 exons. NCBI's taxonomy places the organism in Eukaryota, Metazoa, Arthropoda, Insecta, Hymenoptera, Eulophidae.